Messenger RNA from Pristis pectinata (smalltooth sawfish), 4147 nucleotides. RefSeq lists its product as uncharacterized. The record is from RefSeq and is a predicted model, not a curated record. The transcript has 4 exons. Lineage: Eukaryota; Metazoa; Chordata; Chondrichthyes; Rhinopristiformes; Pristidae. The coding region runs from base 133 to 2700 and encodes 855 amino acids.
AAGGAUGGCAAGCUGUUUAGACGCUGGUGUUCGGAAUCAACUGGAAAGGAUAAAGGCCUUGAAACAACAUUGAUUGCUUAUGAUACACUCUUGUUUGCUGGUAGUGACUGGAAGAAGCUGUGUUAUUCAGCCAUGUUUCAAAGAGGAGAGAGUGCUGCAACAGGUGCCAUUGCAGGGUCUCUAUAUGGAAUUUUCUUUGGAUUUGACAAUGUUCCAGUAAGUCUUUAUCAGAACUUGGAGUUCAGAGGCUACCUUGAACUACUGGGGAGACAGCUGUACCACAUUGCUACUGCAGACAGAUCUUUGUGUCUCAGUGCCGAUCACACUCAAAGACAUGAGACUAUAGAUGUGCGUCAGAUUGCCAGGAUGUUUGUGAACAAGCGCAUGUGGGAUGAAAUUAACAAUUUGAUCAAUUACAUAGCUCAUCUGGAAAAGGUGAAGAAAACAAGCACUGAAAAGUUUGUCUGGUUAACAAAUGCAUUUGCCACAAAACAGGAUAGCAUAAAAGCAAAAGCACCUAAAACUGAAGGAAAGCUUCGACCAACUAAAUUUCAGCUCCUACAGUCAAGGUUUACAAAGAUUGGUUUUCAAAAUAAACUGGAGAAAUUAGAACCUCCUGAGUCCAAGACAAAACUAUUUUCAGAACAAUCCAACACUGCUGCAGAUUCUCAGAGUGGUGCAGUCAAUCUUCCCACAGCCAACAAAAGAGACACCAACUUCACUGAAAUGCACAAUGGUAGGGACUUGAUGGCUGAACAAAAAUGUGAAACUGCAGAAAUUCAAAAGGUAGAUGGUGGUGUGGGAAAACCAGUUACUGAAAAUGAUAUCACAGCUCUACAACCUCACAGUACCCAUCCUGAAUGUUCCAUGGUAGACAACUUUACCAAAAUGCACAAAACCAUUGAUUUAGUUAUUCAACAAAAAUGUGAACCUACAGUUCUUAAAAACAAAGAUACUACUCUUAAACAAUCCUGUACUGAAAAUGGCACCACAGAACCUUGUUCAAACCCUCUGCAGGCUACUGGGAAGCAACCAUUUCUUACAGAUGAACUCAACGACUCAUCUUCAGAGAGUGCCAGAGAAACUGGAGUGCAAAUGCAACUAGAUUCUCCAAAUAAGAACAAAGUUACUUUACCUGAACCAUCUGUGCAAACUGCUGCUGAAAUAUUAUACCCAAAUACAGAAAUUCAAGCUGAUUAUCAGAUGAAAAAUAAAUUGCCAAAAUCAACUAUUCACAAUGAGGAUCAAAACAGUGGACAAAAUAUGAAUUUUGCUGAAAGUCUCAAUCAGAAGCUUCCUUCACACAAAUUAAUUACAAACACUUCAUUAAGUAUUUCAGAAUUAAGUCCACCUGAUACAUGCAAUAUCCAGGAAAAUAAUUUCCAGACUAUUAACUGUAAUGAAAGCACAAGGACACCUCCAAGGAGGGAUACCAAUGAAGUUAUCGACUUUCCCCACAUUGUGACUAAUAGUGGGCAAAAUAAUAGAGAGGAAAAUCCACCACAAACAGUGAAAGAAAGUACAGAGGAAAUGACAAAAUCAUUAACAUCUAGCCCAGAAUUAUUCUCUGACACAUCUAAGACACAAAAAAAGACUUUGCAAAAGCCAAAACACACAUUGUCUAUUGAAAUUGCAACAUUGCCAAAUGAUAAACGGCAUGAAAUCAAACAAGACGACGAACAGUAUAAAUGCAUGCUCCAUCAGUCCAAUAAGUUGGCUAUUGAUGUUAAAAAUCACAAAGCCGUGACUAAGGGACAUUCUCCACAAACAUUUACAAAAAAGGUGGAAAAAACAAUCUCACAAACGAAAAACUUCAAACCAAUUGUCCACUUGAGUGAAAAUCAAUCAGUAAAGGAAACCGCACAAAAUUCGGAGCUCACUCUAUCUAAAAUUCUAAUCUUUACUCACAAUGAAUUACUAGGAAAGAAAGAUGAUACUCAAAAGAAAUACACUGAGGAAUUAGUCAAUACUACUAUGCACUAUACAGAUGCAUUGCAAGAACAACGUUUGCAAAUUCAGAAUAUAAACACAGGAGAAACUGCCAAUUCACAAAUCAGAAGUUUGCAGCCAUUUGUUGACUCAUGUGAAAAGCAAAAGCUGAAAAAAACUCAAAGCUCAGAGUUAGCAUCCUUGACCAAAAUUCAAAUACUGCCAGAGAUGGAAUCAAAAGAGGAAGAACAGGAGGAUAAUCAGUACAGAAAUAUCCUCCGUCAGUCCAGUGACUCAGUCAACACAGCUGUGGCGCUCACAGUUGUACAAGAGCAACAACCUCCAGAAGCACUAUUAGAAAUUGCAGACGCAACAAAUUUAAGAACUAGAAACCCUGAAUCUCUUACUGACUUGUACAAAAAACAAAAGCUAAAAGAAAUUCCACCAAAAUUGCAGCCUGUUGUCACUACUAAAACAGAAGGUGAUUAUCCAGACAUCUGCAGUCAGCCUAAGGAAUCAGUUAAUGUAGCUAAACAUUAUGGAGAUGAACAAGAAUCUUUCCCUGCUGUUGAUCCCAAUACCGAAAGUGCUGCCUCAGCAUGGAACCAAUGUACAAGUCCCACAGCUUCUUGUGAAAGGAAAUCAUGGAAGUACAAGGCAUAUAGUUAUGCUGACCCUUCAGUGAUUUCAAAAUCUAACCGUAGAGUACUAAUGAGAGCCACUGAUGUCAUACAAUUUUCUUCACCACCACCAAGCUUUGAUAUCCCCUAAAAAUGGACAGAAUACAAAGGAUUAUGUUAUCUCUGUAAUAUGGUCACUUCAUAUUUUAGUGUUUUGUGUCAUAUUAGAAAUGGAAAUUAGGGAUUCAAGAUUUAUAUUUUGCUGAAACUCUACAUGUGUAAGAAUGUUUUAAAUGUUUUUUUUAUGGGGCAAAGCUGGUUCCCAGUGCCUUCAUUCCAAUUAUAUAGUUAAAGCCAUAGUAUUUACAAAAGAAUACAUUUACCAAUAAUCUUGCAGGGCAGAUGUGAUGCAAUACCAUUUAUCACUGAUAAAUAGGUUGGUCAAUCAACUGUAGAUCACAUUACGAUGAAAAUGAUGCAUGACAUUUCCCUCUGCAUUCCCUUUACAAUUAGAUUUGCCAAAUUAGUUUUCAUUUUGAAGUAUCUUUGGGAAAACCUUUUCAAUGCCACUAUCUUAAUGCUAGAUCAAUUUACUUCAAAAUUUAAUUUAAAUAUGCAGUGUAACCAUAGUGUUUCUCCUCUCAGACACGUGACCAAUAAACAGCAAAAAUCAGGGUCAGGAAUUCCUGUUACCACUUGUGCUGUCAGUCUGUAUAGCUUCUUAGAUUAGAAGAGGAUUAACAGAAGUAACAUAAUAGCUUUAUUAACAUAUUUAUUCCACGCUGCAGAGGAAACUGGGCACAACUCAGGUAAAAGUAUAAUCCCAUGAGUUCUUACUAUUGCUCUUAUAAGGCUAAUUAUUACACAAGUGGGGAACACAUUUAAGAAAAGCAUUUUUAAGUAAACAUGUAUAACAUGUUAUUUAUUUGCAUUACUUAUCAGUCACAAGAUAUUCCAUAAUUAAAAUAUUGCUAUCUCCAGCUACUGACAGUUCCAGUUGUUCUUAAAAUGGUCAAUGUCCCCAUUUCCAUACUAUAUCAUAACUUAGUUCAAAUCAUUUUACAUUUAAAAUACAACACCAAUUAGCAUUCUAUUGAACAACUACACAGGAACUAAAACCAACAACAAAACUCAUGCAAAGAUAAGAUUCAAAGUAUAACAAUGUAACCUGACACAUCUCCUUUUAAGGGGUACAGUUGAAUAUAUCUGAUACACAACCAUUUUAACCAUCAAAUGUCUGACUUAGUUCACCUGUUCCAAAGCCCCCAUUAAUCCUGGAUAAUCCAGUGAAGUAGGGAGAUCCCCAUCCCUGGCUUCCUGCCCUAGUAUGAACUACUUUAAAUUCCUCCCCUCUGUUCUUACGCCCUAAUAUCUGGUGGGCCGAGCAGUGCAUGGGACUUCCUUGUCAUUCAGGUUGGCAAAAACCUGUUAAACUGCUUCUGCUACUUUCCUCUCAUUAACCAAGCCAAACAUCUCCUAAGGACCUUCUCUUCAUUAGCCCUGGUUUUGCACCAUUCCAAUCUACCCUCAUUCUCUUCAAGUUCCUUUUGUUCCAACUCAAUUCUAUUCUCAUUAAAUUACUGGCGACCUACCUUUCU